Platichthys flesus (European flounder) is the source of this 2816-nucleotide messenger RNA. RefSeq names its product PH domain containing endocytic trafficking adaptor 2 (gene pheta2). The coding region runs from base 315 to 1205 and encodes 296 amino acids. Gene Ontology annotation, cellular component: recycling endosome; early endosome; trans-Golgi network. The record is from RefSeq and is a predicted model, not a curated record. Lineage: Eukaryota; Metazoa; Chordata; Actinopteri; Pleuronectiformes; Pleuronectidae. Gene Ontology annotation, biological process: receptor recycling; endosome organization; retrograde transport, endosome to Golgi. The transcript has 4 exons.
CUUCAGCUCAAGGUCGACUGCGGCACAGAGGAGAGAGCGCACAGUGUAAUGUGUCAGGAUUUUGUUACCAGGAAGUGGGUCGAGUUAUUUAUAUUUCAACAGUCGCCCUCUCGUACCCAAGGGAGAAGUGUUAGUAACCUGAGACGAUAUAUUCAAGCAUCGUCUGGAUCAGGUCGUAUCGAAGGGAGAGAAAACAAUCAAGUCCACGUUCAGGAACGAUGAGGACGAGAAGAGAAAAUCUGCAAAUGAAAGUCAUGUAAAGAAUGUGAGGAAGAAUAAGCAUGUGAAGGAUUCAACAUACGUGAGGUGUUGAGAUGAAGCUCCAUGAGAAGAUUUUGACCCAUUAUCUAUCGUGCACGUCUCCUGUAGAUAAAGAAGGAUAUCUCUACAAAAAGAAAGAGCGCAAUGCCAGCUACCAGCGGCGGUGGUUCGUCCUGAAAGCAAACCUGCUCUUCUACCAGGAGCGUCCGGCUGACCGGCACCUGCUGGGGGUCGUCGUGCUGGAGGGGUGCGCGGUGAGACGCUCCGAGAGUGAUGGACAGUUUGCCUUUUCCCUGGUGUUUGAAGGGCCCGGACUGAAAACGUACAGAUUUGCAGCAGUGGAUCGUCAGAGUCAUGAGAGCUGGGUGAAAGCCCUGCUGUCGGCCAGUCACUGUUACCUGUCCCUGCUGGUGAGAGACCUGAGCAGCCAGUAUGAAGAGGCUAAACAGCAGCAAUGCUCCGGUGAACCCCAUCUCCGCUCCUCUGCUCUAAAACCGUCCAGUACCAGCUUCCUCUUCCCUGUGCAGGGGCCGACAGCAGCAGUGAGAGAGGGCCGAAGCUUCAGUGCCAGCAGUGUUUCACAAACACCUUCAAUACCCAACCCAAAAGUGGCAGCUAAAAAGUCCCCGAAACCUUGGUCCAGGAGAAACGCUCUCGUCACGCCGCUCAAUGGGCCGGCGCCUUGCCAUGGUGAAUGGCCUUUGGUGGGUCUUGAUCCACUCGAGGACUUCAGCAAACUUCACGACUAUUAUGGCCAAGAGGUGAGGAAAGCAAGAGAGGAAUGGCUGAGGAGUCGACAGGCCGCCGGAGAGGAUGGAGAUCUCAUCGACCUGGAGUCAAAAAGUAGAAGUGACAGUGAAGAAACUCUGAGAGGAACUGAGAUGUUUAUCAAAGACGAACUGAAACCUCCAACUUCGAGUCCGAGUCUCCACAGACACCUGUAGAUAUGCUCAGUCUCACGUUUCCCUUCUAAGACAGAUUCAUUAUAAUUUGUGUGAGCAAUGAUGAAGCCCUAGAGUCCAUGGGAUUAACUAAGAAACAAACAGAAACAUCUAAAGACACAUUCUCCUCACAGCAGUUUGACUUAUCACAGUUGGAAAAGUUACUCAAAACAUUAUUAUUAUUGUCUGUUCUCAUAAAGUGUCAGCUUUUAACCAAGACCAGGAUCUGAAAGUGAAACAUUUACAACAACAGUUAAAUACUCACAAAUGAUACACUUCAUUUCAUCCAUGUAUUAUGGGACCGUUUAAUAGUGUUGAAUAAUUUCAUAGCAUGAAACAAUACAAUUUGUAUUUGAAUCUCUCAACUAACUGAACAGGGUCUAAGAUAUUGAUACACAAUUUUUAUCUCUAACAAAAAAAAGUAUUCGUCUACUUCUGCUGUUUGAGUAUUAACCUUGUUAAAGGCAGAGUGACGCCAAAUACAAAUACAUAAAUGUACUCUGGAAGUUUUUUUUCAUCUCAUAUAAAGUGAAAAUACAGUAAAAGCUGGGAUGUUACUUUCCACCUCACUGAGCUUUGCUAGUGUGACAUGAUAGAGUCAGUGGAGGAAUGCGACCAGCAGAUGGCGCCGCAGAUUCACUGAGCUGUCACUGUAGUGAGAGUUUAAUCCCUUGUGAUUGAUUUAGAAAUUAUGGACAUUCGUUUUCAGGUGUUUGUUUAUAGGUAUUUAUAGGCAGUAAUAUUCAAUAGACAGAAAGAGUUGUUUUGGAAAAUUGUGUGCCUUUAAAUUAAGUUAUCCACUAAUUUCCUGGGCUCAUUACAGCACGUGUCAUUUCUCUUAAAUCCACUGUUAACAGGACAAAGCAACAUUCUCAGUAACAUGCACAUAGUAGGGUGUUGUUUUGAUGCAUAGUUGUUUUUCACUAAGCUGUUUAUUCGGCUGCCGUUCCUCUUUCAAGUUCAAUCCCACCACAUUGAAAAAACAGUCCGAGCUGAUAAGUGACUUGAAGAUUUACUGUGGGCCCAUUGUUGGGACACCUUCCUGGAGGGACUCAAAUAACAAAACAUAUAACGUUACAACAGGAACUCUGAGGUCCUCCGGCAUAGGUCAAGCUGAGAGCUUCUCCACAUUCCAGCCCUAGAGACAGACAUACCGAUCAUGUAAAAAAUGAUAGAUGGCUGCAAAGUAGCAUGGCAGGAGGUUUUGCAUUACAGCCAGGGCCCCCUUGCAAUGUACACACAUCUGUAUGGGAACACUUCCCCUGCAUAGCAGCCUGUUAAGACAUCGUAAAAAGAGACCAUUCUUAUAAGUGUUUAACACGACUGGUACGUCUGGAACGUAGACAAGCUCUCAGCCUCACCUAUGAGGACUUCAUACUUGGGACGUGGGAAGGCACUAAAUCUUACGUACAUUAGGAAACCUUGAAGUACGAAGUGACUCCCGACUGUGUUCAAUAAGAGUAAGUAGGAGAUUCAAGUGAAACUGUUCCCCAAUUCAAACUGUUCCCUUAAAUUCAAUCAGGCUGCAUCUAAUUCGAUUUUAUUGGCUAUUUUAUUCUAUUUUUCAUACUUUCACAGGUUCUCCUGUCUACCUCAUUUAGAUUAUCUGCUUCU